AUGGACGAAGAAAUAGACAGAUUCCGCGAUAUUCUAGAAGUCAAUCGAACUGAAAUCGUGAGAACGAUCGACCCAGACAAACUGUUUCACGUACUUCGAGCUUGUCGUAUAUUCGAUCAGGAAGAUCAAGAAGAGAUAAGUUCUCAAGUAAAUUACCCAACUUUACAGAAACGUGCCGGACGAUUUCUGGAUAUCCUGGCAACGAAAGGGCCAAACGCGUUUGAUGUCUUCUGUAAGAGUUUAGAAGGCACAUAUCCACAUCUAUACAAGUUGUUGACCAACAAAGAAGCCAGUGAGUUCUUACCUGUAGAACCAGAUAGUACUUGCAGCACCGUAGUUCAUGAAGAAUUUUCUUACCUUGCACAAAAAUAUGAAAAACUUGCGAAUGAGAAGCAACAAUUGGUUACAAGAUGCAAUAAGCUGGUAAAUGAAGCAGUUAAAAUGAGAACUGAAAAUGAGCGAUUCAAGAAGAAGGCCGAAAUAUUACAGUAUCAGAAGGCUCUCAAUAAAAACCUGAAAAAAGCAAAUAGAGAUUGGGAAGAGAAGCUGUACCAAGCCACAGAGGAAAAGUAUAAUGCUGUGAAAAGAUCUCUCGACUAUCAGGAGGCAACAAAGUUAGCACAGGAAAAACUACGAGAGGCACUGAUGACUAUAGAUGAUAUGAAACGAGAGUUACACAAAGCAGAGGGAGAGUUUAAGCUGCAAAGAACCAGGACCACAAGACUACAGAAUGAAUUAAAUGUCAAGCCAAAGACCCAUGAAAUUGAUGAAUAUAAGAGAGAAAUACGACUACUGAAAGCAGAACUAACACAGAUCAGAAGUACACAGACUGUGCGUAACUCCAUGGUGCUGGAGUGUGUAGAUGAGAGAAUGGCAAUACUGGAAAAAGAAAGAGAGGAAGCAAGGACUGAAUUGAAAGAGAUGGUAGAUGCAUUGUAUGAAGCAAGACAAGAAUGUCAUGCGGCAGAGUUGCAGAGAGACCAGUUCUUAGAGAAAACUGAGAAAUUGGAACAAGAAAUAGAAACUUUGCAGAAAGAUUGUGAAACUUAUCUUAAUCGAAAAGAUGAAUUAUGGAAACAGUUGCUGGAAAGAGAGAAGGAACGAAAUACGGCUAUAAAAGAGAGAGAUAACGCUCUGAGAGACUGGACAAUCAAGACUCAGGAGAGAGACGAUAUCUUUGGACGGUUUUAUAAACUGCAGGAAAAAUAUGACACUCUUGAACAGCAACUCCGGAUGAUUAGAUCCAAUACUUGCUAUAUGGAUUCAGAAAGUGAACCAAGUUUAGGUAACCAGACACCUGCUCAAAAUGAAGAUGAAUCAUCUUUUUCAAAUAACAUUUGGCAUCGACCAAGAUCAAAGAGAUUGGCACACAGGCAGAUUUCUGUGACAGAAUCAGCCCCAGAAAAUGAAAUGCCAGACUAUGAUGUUGCCUUUGCAGAUUUUAGAGCUUUUCGUUCUGAUGAUGAUACAUCUUUGUCUUGUAAAGUUCAUCCAUCAUCAUCUAGUAGACGAGUUCUGGAAUCAAAGAAAAUAUUCUCCAGUACUACCGAAUUUGAUCAAUUAUCUUUUGAUUCGUCAGAAUUAUCAGAUGAUAAUGUGUUUCCAUUGAAGAUCAAACGAAGACACUGUAACCGAAGGAGAAAACGUUUUCGACCUCGCUCAAAUUCUUGUACAAAUCUGGACGUUGAUCUGGAGAAAAUGUUACAUAACAGUUCGUCAGAUGGCCACAGUUCUGUUUACAGCGUGCAGUCACUGCGAACUAGUCACAAUAGUAACACCAGUGGGUAUACCAGUAUAGCAAGUAAUACUGACUACUUUGAUGUACUCCUCUCGGACACAACUAUGAUGGAUAUUGAAAUCACUGGUGGUAACUCAACAGGCAUAUUUAUCAAAUCUGUAAAGAUUGAGUCCAGAGUGGCAUGUGAUAUCAAUGUUGGAGACCAGGUUAUCAAGAUAAUGGGUAAAAUUAAUGGUCAACAGAAGAAGCAGUCAUUUAUUGACUUAACCCUAGAGGAAGCAGUAGAACUGAUGAAUAGUUGUUCUGGAGCAAUGAAAUUGACACUGAAACAUAGCCAAGUAGUAUAUGAAGCACUACGUUACAUGGACACUGCAGAUGUACGAGGAGAUUCAUUCUAUGUCACAGCCAAUGUUGAUAGUGGAUCUUGGCAGAAUAGUGACUUCACUCUACUCAUCAACCAUGGUAAUGUUCUUCAUGUCACAGAUACAUUAUAUAAGAAAGGAUGUUGGUAUGCAAGAAGGGUUGAUAAUGAUGAUGAAGGGGUGAUACCCAACUACAACACAGCUAAUGAGAUUCUGAUAAAACAACAAUCAAUUCCGCCAAAGACACCACUGAGAAGAUUACUUUCUGAACCUGAAGCUCAGACAACAGGAUGUUUUCCUGGCGAAAAAGUUUAUAGAGUAUCAAAGUUUAGUUUGAGACCAAAGGCAAGGCGGAGAAUAAAAACUGAUACUGACACUGCAGCUGCAGGUAAAAAGGAUGAACUAUGUUAUUUGAGAUGGUACUUUUUAAUAAUACAUAUAUAA
Saccoglossus kowalevskii is the source of this 2544-nucleotide messenger RNA. Its product is annotated as caspase recruitment domain-containing protein 11-like. Lineage: Eukaryota; Metazoa; Hemichordata; Enteropneusta; Harrimaniidae. Gene Ontology annotation, cellular component: bicellular tight junction; plasma membrane. Gene Ontology annotation, biological process: cell-cell adhesion; cell-cell junction organization; regulation of apoptotic process. The record is from RefSeq and is a predicted model, not a curated record. Gene Ontology annotation, molecular function: cell adhesion molecule binding.